Carlito syrichta (Philippine tarsier) is the source of this 4035-nucleotide messenger RNA. RefSeq names its product paxillin (gene PXN). NCBI's taxonomy places the organism in Eukaryota, Metazoa, Chordata, Mammalia, Primates, Tarsiidae. Gene Ontology annotation, biological process: transforming growth factor beta receptor signaling pathway; endothelial cell migration; substrate adhesion-dependent cell spreading. The record is from RefSeq and is a predicted model, not a curated record.
UUCUUGGCAGACGCCUUGCUGGCGGACUUGGAGUCCACCACCUCUCACAUCUCCAAACGGCCUGUGUUCUUGUCGGAGGAGACCCCCUACUCAUACCCAACUGGAAACCACACAUACCAGGAGAUUGCUGUGCCACCCCCUGUCCCACCACCCCCAUCCAGCGAGGCCCUCAAUGGCACAAUCCUUGACCCCUUAGACCAGUGGCAGCCCAGUGGCUCCCGAUUUAUCCACCAGCAGCCUCAGUCCCCGUCACCUGUGUACGGCUCCAGUGCCAAAACUUCCAGUGCCUCCAACCCUCAAGACGGCAUCGGUGCUUCGUGCUCCCGAGCAGGCGAGGAGGAGCACGUCUACAGCUUCCCCAACAAGCAGAAAUCAGCUGAGCCUUCACCCACCAUAAUGAGCUCCUCCCUGGGCAGCAACCUUUCGGAGCUUGACCGCCUGCUGCUGGAACUGAAUGCUGUGCAGCAUAACCCCCCAGGUUUCCCUGCAGAUGAAACCAACUCAAGUCCCCCACUUCCUGGGGCUCUGAACCCCCACUAUGGUGUCCCAGAGAAUAACAGCCCUGUUGGGGGCAAAGCUGGGCCUCUGAUGAAAGAGAAGCCUAAGCGGAAUGGGGCCCGGGGCCUGGAGGAUGUGCGACCCAGCGUGGAGAGUCUCCUGGAUGAACUGGAGAGUUCUGUGCCUAGCCCCGUCCCUGCCAUCACUGUGAACCAGAGUGAGAUAAGCAGUCCUCAGCGCGUCACCUCCAGCCAGCAGCAGACGCGCAUCUCGGCCUCUUCUGCCACACGGGAGCUGGACGAGCUGAUGGCCUCCCUGUCAGAUUUCAAGACCAGCUCCUCCACCGUGGCCCUGAGCUCCCUGGGGCUGCUGCCCAGCUCUGCUCCGUCCUCACACCACUCACUUCCUUCUUCUCCUCCUCUUCCCUUGUCAUCUGUAUUCCUGCCAUCUGCCACUAAACCCUGCCCUCGAGGCCAAGUCCACACCCUGGAGGGCCCCUGCACUAAGCAGAGUGGACAGGGUUUUCUACCCCAUGUGGCUCCCAGCUGGCUUGAUAUGGCCGGUCUUAGGGUGACACCUGACGCCCUCAACUCAAAGUCUCCCUCUGUGGAGGGUUCUCUGGGGCCGUCUGGUACAGAGAGCCAGGCUCAAGAUUGGAGGCAUCUGCCGAACCUCAUGAGUGAGCUCCCUGGAGCUGCUCCCUGCCACACUGUACCCUGUGCUGGGAGUGCAGAUCCCCAAGAGCCUGGAGGCCCUCAGGGGCGACCAGCCAACCCUUUGUGCUCAGAGAAGACCAUGGCUGCCACGUGGGAGCAGCCGUGGACUAUGGAAGUAUUCAGGCCUGAGACUCCUCAUGGAGCUGCUCACAGCUUCCAUGAAGCAACUGAGCCAGCUGUUGUGGCAGUGGACCAUCAGGCCAUCUUUCCAAACACCUGGAACCUCAUGGAGGAACGUGACCCGUGGAAGGAGAGGACAAGGCCAGAGUCAGAGAGGCUGGGAAGCAGCUGCCCUGCUCCAUUUGACAUGGAGCAGUUAGAUAGAGAGAUGCCCAAGAAGGGAAGCCUGGUUGGGUUGACCCAGGAACUCAAGACCCCAAGGAGACCAGAGGGUACCACUGAAGCUGCUAUCGAGGCCAGGGAGGAACAGCCAGAGCUUCCUCGUGCCACGGCCAUGGACACACCCAGGAUCACGGAGAGGAUUUCUACCUCUAGCCAGAUCCGCUCUGUGAUCAGGAGGAGCCGGGAGACUGGCCACGCACACCCCAUGUCCCGGGAGCCCUCCCCUCGCCGCCGGCUGGACCCUGCCACCCUGAGCAGGACCCCAUCCCAGGAGCGGCUCAUCGCGGAGCUGCAGGGUCGGCUGGGCCUCCAGCUGGAGGCGGAGGAGGCAGCAGAGGCCUCUGCCCAGGACUGGCUGACUGAGGGCAUCGUCAUCACUGUGCAGCCACAUGGGAGGCGGGCCGGGGGGCAGAUUGUGGACAAGGUGGCAGGGAGAUGCCAAGGGCUGGGGCUGGGACAGGACCAGGCAGCAGAGGUCCAGGUUCUUUCCUGGCCUCAACGCUGGCUGGAGGGGAGAUUUAGGGUGGUGGGGUGGUUCUUGCGUCUUGUGGCCUUAUGGGGCUGGCCUCACUCUUGGUGCCAGAGUGGGAAGGCCCAUGGGGAGCCUGGGGUGCCCCUCCCCCCACCCCUGUCGGGGGAAGUACCCUAUGAUGAGGAUGUGCAGGGCCUCACCCCUCCCACUCCUGCACCCCACACCGUGAGGUCCGUGGGCUGCCAGACCGACGAGGACCCGCUCUUCCCCCCAAUGCAGGAAGUCAACUGCCCUUAUGCUUUCCUGUGGUGUCUCCCUGCCAUUCCCCUGUUCCCUGACUACCCCUUGGGACUGCCCCAGAUCCAGGGCCUGGAACAAAAAGCGGAUAAGGAGCUGUGCUGGGCUGCCGGCUGGCCUCCGGAUGAUGGGCAGAGCAGCCCUGGAGGGCAGGACGAGGGAGGGGUCACCUGGCCCCUGGUGGAGGUUGUACUUCUUGCCUCAAUCAGCCCAUUUGCCCAGGAGGGAGAAAAGUCUUCCCACCCCACCAUCUCCGCCCUGGUGCUGCGACACCGUACCCUGAGCCUCACAAGUCCUGACCAGUCCCCUUCCUUGUCUCCACAGUUCAUGGCCCAAGGAAAAACAGGGAGCAGCUCACCCCCUGGGGGUCCGCCAAAGCCUGGGAGCCAGCUCGACAGCAUGCUGGGGAGCCUGCAGUCCGACCUGAACAAACUGGGUGUCGCCACAGUUGCCAAAGGGGUCUGUGGGGCCUGCAAGAAGCCCAUCGCCGGGCAGGUUGUGACCGCCAUGGGAAAGACGUGGCACCCGGAGCACUUUGUCUGCACCCACUGCCAGGAGGAGAUUGGAUCCCGGAACUUCUUUGAGCGGGAUGGACAGCCCUAUUGUGAAAAGGACUACCACAACCUCUUCUCUCCACGCUGCUACUACUGCAAUGGUCCCAUCCUGGAUAAAGUGGUAACAGCCCUUGACCGGACAUGGCACCCUGAGCACUUCUUCUGUGCCCAGUGUGGAGCCUUUUUUGGUCCUGAAGGGUUCCACGAGAAAGAUGGCAAGGCCUACUGCCGCAAGGAUUACUUCGACAUGUUCGCACCCAAGUGUGGUGGCUGUGCCCGGGCCAUCCUGGAGAACUACAUCUCGGCCCUCAACACGCUUUGGCAUCCUGAGUGCUUUGUGUGCCGGGAAUGCUUCACACCGUUCGUUAAUGGUAGCUUCUUUGAACACGAUGGGCAGCCCUACUGUGAGGUGCACUACCAUGAACGGCGCGGCUCUUUGUGUUCGGGCUGCCAGAAACCCAUCACGGGCCGCUGCAUCACCGCCAUGGCCAAGAAGUUUCACCCCGAGCACUUCGUCUGUGCCUUCUGCCUCAAGCAGCUCAACAAGGGCACCUUCAAGGAGCAGAACGACAAGCCUUACUGUCAGAACUGCUUCCUCAAGCUCUUCUGCUAGGCGCCCCUGUCCCUGCCUCUGCCCCUCUUCCCCAGCCAGCAUCCCCAACUGCUACUGUGACCCAGAGACCCCACUCGGGGGCGAAGGGGCAAAUCUGAGUGAAACUGGAACCCUUGUCCUCGGCUGGGACAGGAUGGGAAGAGGGCCAUGAGGGACCCUGUCUGCUUGUCUUCACCCCUGCCAGAGCCUCUGGGCCUCUCUCCUCCUGCAGCUCUCCCCAGGCUGUUCAUCCUUUGUCCUCCCCAGAGGUGGCGGCUGGGGGCCCCACUCCACCCCACAUGUGUCCUCGUGAUCUGGCCUGGCCAGGCCAGCACCCCACACUGGAGCCAUCUCUUACUCAUAUUUCAGCAGUGGAGUUGGGGGAGGGGGAGAGCAGGCAGGGGUCUCUUUUUAUCCCAUUUUUCCCCCAACUUAAUUGUCCCUGUUCUUAGAGUAUUGAGGGACACUAGCUCCCUCCAGACAAUGCCAGCAUAAACCCAUCCAUCCAAGGGCAGAGACCCCAAGGGGCCACGGAAGGUUCCCUGUGCUCCUCCUAUCCUUCCA